AAAUUUAAAAAUUCGCGUCGGCGUUUAACGUCAUGACUGUGCGAUUGAGUUUAUGAAUGGAAGAUUUGUUUAUAUUACCAUUGUUGUCUCCAUAGCAUAAAUAUUUCGUGUGUCAAUGUCGUAAUUGUGGAAAACCCCCAUACGUGAAUUUGCCGGGUAUUUCCCGUUAGGGGCUUUCCCAAAGAUGGGUUAUAAAUACGCCUUUGCGAUUUUGAAACCAAAACUUCAUCAAAAACCGUUAAGAAGCAACUUUGAAAUUGUGUUUUUUUAAACAUUUUCCACGGUAUAAUCCAUCAAGUAUGCCUCAAAGAUCUGAGUGUCUGUUGCUGCUUGGAUGGCUGGUGGCUCUGGGAUUGUACAUCACACAAGCCUGUGUCCUUAUGAAGUUCCUAGUUGAACACACUACGACGAACAGCCAUCUUUAUUGGAUCGGCGUCGGAGUCUACCUUCUGUUUGCCUUGAUCGUUUUCGUGACGUUAUGCUGUACUAAAGGUUACGCACAAGAACCCGAUGAGAUUUGGAACGUGUGGUUCUUCUGGGUCGUCUAUAUCAUCAUCUACAUCAUCUCCGUCGGCUUGAUUUUCGGGGAAGUAGCUCACAAGCUUGACAAAUCGCAGACCUAUGGUCCGAACUGCUUGAAAAUCACUUUGUGUAUUGCUCCAGCGUUGCUGGUCCUUGUGUUACAACUGGUCAUCAGCCCGUCCUAUCGCAAAGGAGUCCUGGCGCUGUCCGUCUUCGCAGCUUUGGAUCUUUUUGAUGGCAUCGAGAUGCUGGAAAUCGUCCUCAUGCAAAACGAAUGGGAGGAAUUCAACCUCGACGAAUCCGUUGAAAAAUGGAUCAUUACCUUCGCAUGUCUGAGCUUUCUCAUCACCUCUCUUGGCCUGACCAUCAAUAAAUUCGAUGGCGAAAGUACUGUUGAAGAGAAGAGUAAUCGAAAGGCUGUUUGUAUGGCAUUGUUUGUGAUUCUGUUCACCAACAUUCCGUUUUUGGUCCUGCGAGUUUAUAUCUGGGUUGACUGUGGUUACGAAGCGUCUAUAUUUAUUGCUAAGAACGUUGUGUCGUUAGUCGUAGGCUUUGUAGAGUUCUUUGUCGCUUGUAGAUGUUGUACUUGUGAAUGACCCGAAGAGGGUUUGUCAGAAUACGAACGUUCUAUUACAGAACAUCAUUGACUAUAUCUUGAUAGUCAUGUCUGACUCGAUAGUCAAAUGUCACGGCUUCCGAAGUUAAGGAGCCUUUAUUUUUUAUAACGCCAAGAAUGAACGUACAAUCUUCAUCAUGUAACAUUAUCAUAAAUAUUUAAUCUUGCAUAUUAAAAAGUUACGAUUUAA
Messenger RNA from Dendronephthya gigantea, 1328 nucleotides. RefSeq lists its product as uncharacterized. The record is from RefSeq and is a predicted model, not a curated record. Bases 300 to 1118 code for a protein of 272 amino acids. NCBI's taxonomy places the organism in Eukaryota, Metazoa, Cnidaria, Anthozoa, Malacalcyonacea, Nephtheidae. The transcript has a single exon.